Molecule: messenger RNA, 1677 nt
Organism: Rasamsonia emersonii CBS 393.64
Lineage: Eukaryota; Fungi; Ascomycota; Eurotiomycetes; Eurotiales; Trichocomaceae
Product: SNF5/SMARCB1/INI1 protein
Exons: 5
Coding region: 1-1677 (558 amino acids)
Biological process (GO): regulation of transcription by RNA polymerase II; chromatin remodeling
Cellular component (GO): RSC-type complex; nucleus; nuclear chromosome
Molecular function (GO): transcription coregulator activity
Source: RefSeq, a predicted model, not a curated record
AUGUCCCCAGUCAGAGGUUACAUCACCUCUUAUCCCCCUCGACUGCGCCAGUAUGGAAACGCGUUGCUCACCCCGGUGAUCCCGCCUUCGCAAACGGGGACAUCGCGGACCACGAAGCGCGGCACCGCGGCGAUCAACUAUGCAGAGGAUGGCUUCGAUGACGAUGACUUUGAUGAUAGCGAGGGUCCUCGCCGGCCGACCGGCCUCAGGAGCCGACGGGACGAGGGCCUUGACAAGGUCCCAUUGUCGGAGAAACUGGGGAAGGAAGCCCAUGCUCCCGUCCAAGUUCAAGGGGUUUUCAGAGAUUGGAUGAUCAGACGGAUGCUCAGACCAGCCUGUGCGGAGCAGUUACAAAUUCAGUCGCAAUUACCUUUGACCCUCAUUCCUAUCCGCAUCGAUCUUGAAGUUCCCGCGCAUCAGCCAUUAGAGCCUUUUCCUCUGCCCCGGAACGCCUCGGAGCCCGGGAUAAAUCCAACUCUUCCAGCCUACCGAAAACCAGAUCCUCUGCCUGCUUAUCGGAUCAAGGACACCUUUCUUUGGAAUCUUCAUGAAGCAUUGGCGACGCCCGAAGAAUUCGCGACCGUCUUUGUUCGAGAGCUAGACUUGCCCAACCCGGCUGCAAUGACAGCAGCUAUUAGCACCCAGAUCCGGCAGCAGCUCGAGGAGUAUGCGGGAGUCGCACUGCAUCCCUUGUUCCAAAGCACGCAAACGAAACAAGGGUCGAGGACGUCUCGACGACCCCCGCCCCCGCCGAAUGCCGCAACACCUGAUAGUUCCAGCAAGGCCAAUGGUAUCACCGUUACCAAAGAGCCCCUUGCCAAUGACAGCAUUCUCAAUCCUGAUGACGCGUACCGGUGCAUCAUCAAUCUUAACAUCAACCUUCAGAACAAGCUAUACACCGACAAAUUUGAAUGGUCCCUUCUUCAUCCGCCUGGCAUGGCAGAGGACUUUGCCAGAGUCACGUGCGCCGAUUUGGGUCUAGGUGGAGAGUGGGUUAGUGCUAUAGCACAUGGAAUCUAUGAAGCGGUUUUGAAGUUGAAAAAAGAAGUCUGUGAAAGCGGCGGCAUGGUGAGCGCCGUGGGGUCCUUCGGGAAUGAGAUCGAUAAUCAAGCUGCAAAUGGCGCCGAGGCCGGAUGGCGGUACGAUCCCGAAGGCCUGGGAGAUGAGUGGGAGCCCAAGGUUGAGACACUGUCCAAAGAGGAAAUUGAAAAACGCGAAGGAGACCGGGAACGACAGAUCAGGCGUCUUCGAAGAGAGACCGCCCGGUUUUCUUCCACUGCGGGUAUUUCGCAAGACACCUCCAGACAGGCAGGCGGAGGCUAUUUCGAUGUUGACAGUGAAACGCCGCUGGGAAGAGGUGAAAGGAGCAAGCGGAAACGACGUUUCCGCAGUCUCAGUCCGCUGGCUAGAGGGGGUACCCCUGGAGGACGCGGCACACCGGAUACUGGGUCGGGAGCUGGUUAUGGGGGAGGCGGCGGAACACUGAGUGAUUGGGAGCGUCAAACAUGGAGAUGUUCCAAUUGUCUGGUUUGGGGCACUGCUGUCUGGGCCGUGAGAGACGGUCCUGCUGGCCCAAGGACACUCUGCCACAACUGUGGUUACCUCUAUGAACGCGACCGGGUCCUUCCUGAGUGGUCCAAAGACUUACACCGCCACGACAUGCCUCUGGUUCGAUGA